Plectropomus leopardus (leopard coralgrouper) is the source of this 3669-nucleotide messenger RNA. It is a transcript of the gene lamp1b, whose product is annotated as lysosomal associated membrane protein 1b. NCBI's taxonomy places the organism in Eukaryota, Metazoa, Chordata, Actinopteri, Perciformes, Serranidae. The record is from RefSeq and is a predicted model, not a curated record. Gene Ontology annotation, cellular component: lysosomal membrane; plasma membrane; late endosome membrane. Gene Ontology annotation, biological process: establishment of protein localization to organelle.
ACAUGACCGCGGCGUCAGUUUUUGCUGUAGCGGCGGUGAUAAACUGUUAAAGGCGAGCGAAGUUAACCUUGCAGCUAGCACAUACAAAUAUACAAAAAGUUUAAACUCGUAGCCAGACACGGUGGUGGCUUUUGUAACCGGAAGCAUCGCUUUACCAACCCGACAAAUCACUGCGCGUGACUUUUUACUUCGCUGCUGUCGUUACGCUAACGUUAGCCUAGCUAGCACAACAUCUGCUAAGCUAGCUAACUAGCAGUCUGGUUGUGUUGCUGUGAUUUUGUCUUGACGGGGAGCCGAAGAAACAUGACGCAGAUUUUUAAUGUCCAGUCAUGGUGCCUGGGAGUAACGUUACAGUUGAUUUUAGGUGCUCUCCUGCACCAGGGUUUUGCCACCGUUGCUCCGCACACAACAGCCCAAACCACCGCUGCGCCGCACAAAGACCCCGGCAAACCUGAGAAAGGUACCUACCAGGUCAAGAACAGCAACGGCACCACCUGUUUACUGGCAUCCAUGGGUCUCCAGCUCAACAUCACCUUUAACUCCAUCUCCCAGAAUAAGACUGUGCAGGAUGUUGUGAACCUGCGGCCCAAUGUGACAAAGUUCUCUGGAUCAUGUGACCAAGACAACGCCACCCUGCAGCUCUCAACGGAUGCAGAAAAGACCAACCUCACCUUUACCUUUACUCUGAAUACUACAACCAGUAAGUACCACCUGAGUGAAGUGUCUCUGUCAGCAGGCUGGCCAGACAUGAAAGAUCCCGUCUCAGCCCAUAACCGCAGUCUGGACUACCUGCGGGGCACCCUGGGGUACUCCUACAUGUGCCGUGAGGAGCAGACUCUGGAUGUGGCAGACGAUUUGACCAUCAACACCUUCCAGGUGCAGGUGCAGCCUUUCGGCCUCACCGGAGAUCAGUUUGGAGCAGCUGAGGAAUGCCAGCUGGAUGAAGACGACAUGUUGAUCCCCAUCAUAGUCGGAGCAGCUUUAGCCGGUCUCGUCCUCAUCGUGCUCCUGGCCUACCUCAUCGGCAGGAAGAGGAGCCACGCCGGCUACCAGACCAUCUGAGGUCACCGGUCACUCUUAUGUUCCCAGAGGCCAGAGCACGCUGUCCCUCCCCUCAGAUUAACCACUGUUUUAUGAGACUUAACACUCCCCUCUUGUCCCCUCUCUGUCCCUCCCCGUCCCUGCCUCUGUGUGCUGUUCUCUGCCCUCAUCAGUAACUAGUCUUCAUCACUUUGUGGAGGUGAAAUGCUCUUUCUGAACUGACCCGCUCAUUCAUAAAAAAAAAAAGGGGCUUUGUUUGGAGAUUGUAUUGAAAUGAUUUAACUGCUCCAUAAAGCCGGGAGUGUUGUUGAUCAGAGGGUCCACGAGAGUCUCACAUUGAAUUGUACUAUUUAUGAUUUCUGUGAAAGGAAUUUUGAGGGAUUUGUGGGAUUUUUGAGGGAAUUGCUACUGUAGCUUUUCUUAUCGUUUAUCUGCUCUGGAGCGACCACCUUUUAGUCGUCGAUGAGGUUUGUUGUUACUCUAAAGGGAAUAUUUCUGACUGUUUAACUUAAUCCACUUCAGACAGUAAAGACUUUUUUUUAUUGUAGCUCUACAUUUAGCCCAAGUAUGCAGAUUUUAUGUAACACACUAAAAACCCAGUCCUGAAAGAUGAUCUGUGAGGUUCAUUCAGGAUUUAAGUUGCUCACUGGGAUUAGUGAUGAUGCGGCUCGUUCCCUCUUGUUGUAUGUUGACUGUGCAUUUGUAAGCUUUGUAAGAUAACGGUGUUUGGGCCUUUUCGCCUCAUUUAAAGGAAUAAUUCAGCAUUCUGGGAAAUAGAUUUAUUAGCUUUGUUGCAGAAAGUUGCAUGAGAAUAUUGAUUCCACCUGGCAGGUGUGCCGUGAAAACAUAAAUAUAGAAAAUGGUUUUGCUGGCUUCUUUAGUGACGCUUCUCCGUGUGAUUGGUCCCUAAAGCUCACUAAUUAACUUAUUAUAUCUCAUUAAUUUAAGGUAUGCUGUGGAGGAUUGGUGCCUACUUGUUGUUAUUGGUGUCAAAGUGAAGUGUUAAAGUGAAAGCCAACCCCAGCUUUUUGCCUCACUAUAUCCCCCCGCUGUGUCCAUGAUUUUUGUAGCUUUCUCUUGGAUGUGUCCUGCUGCUAUUACCUAAUCGCUAUCUUUCUAUGACGUCCAAAUUUCACAUGCACACUGCUAUCAGCUGGGGGCUACACGCCAAUAAACAUCCCCAAAAUGGCAAAAGAAGAAGGAAAUUUUAAAAAAACUAUUAAAAAAGCCAUAAAAUACUUCGGCAUGUAAGCGUUAACCACAACAUGACUUUUUUUGCAUUUCAGUUUUUGUACAGAUUAAAAAAACAAAAAAAUAAAGUGUUUAUUAGUGAGUUUUAGAGGAGCUGGUAGUAAGAUUUAGCACCUUUAGACAGAGCCGGGGUAACUGUUUACCCAGUUUUCUCUUUUUAUGCUAAGCAAACCAUCUGCUGUCUGCAUUUUUAAUAUAACCGUACGUACAGACAUGAGACUGUCGUCAAUCCUCUCAUACAGCUUUAGGCCUGUAUUCCUUGAUGUUUCCCAUAUUGAAGAAAUAUUCCUUUGAAAGAAUACGUCACCAACAAAAUGACAAUUUCAAUAUCAGUAACUCACCCAAUGUUGCAUCGAAUUCGGGUAGAAAACCUCCACGGUGAACGGAGAAUCCAAAAACUGACAGAAUAACUGUUGAAUCGCAGUAAACAGGAAAGUGUUUAACAACAGAAAACUACAGCAAAUAUCAAUUUACAAACUCACACAACUCGUGCAUGCAUUUCGCUAAAACAAUAUAAAUCACCUCUGCAUACGAGAAACGCGCAUGUGCAAGCUCAGUGAAAAACGCGAACAUGCUGACGCUACCUACUUGUAUCUGGAAACGUUUUAAAUAUUGACAUAUUUUAGCAAAAAUACUUGCAGUUUUCUCUAUUUUUGGAUUCUUUGUUCACUGUGGAGCGAUGCGAUAAAAACAAACUUUUCACAAAUUCAAGUCAACGGGGUGAGAAGUUCAUAUACAAAAGAUCGUUUCUUGGGUCCUUUGAACUUACAGUCUUCACUCGUUUGGAUUUUGCUGUUACAAUAUUUGCACGCAACAGGAGUUGCUUAAGAAAAAAAAAACACAUCUGUUGUUUUACGUGUAUGAAAAAGCUCAGGACAUCACUGUAAGAGUGUGAUAAUGUUGAAGUGUUUUACUCCACUGGGUGGUUUUGUUUGUUUUCUUUUCCCCUGAUUUGGGCCCACUGGGGAUUUUUCUUGCUUAAAGGGAAAGACGUUGCACUAAAGUUCUGACAAACAGCCCCAUGUAACAAUUAAAGUGGCCAAAAUGCUCUGGUCAGUGUUCAUCAGUGCCUUCCCAGCUGUGACGGAGAUGGGAUUAAAGUAAAGCCAAUACCACAGAGGUACUCGCUCAUUCGCUCACUGACACUGUGUGCUGCCAUGUCAGGGACAUUUUCUUUGUGUCUCACAUCGCCUUCGUGUACUGUUACUACCAUAAAUAUGCUUUGUUUGAUGUUGUAGGAGAAAGUGCAGAUAUUUGUUUUUUAUGUUGUUUUUUUUCUCCCGCAUCUAAAUGUCCAUGUAGUGAUUUAAUAAGGUUUUAAUGGAUUUGUUUGAACUGUUUUCUAAAGGAGAGGUCAAUAAAAGUGAAUGAACGAGA